Myxocyprinus asiaticus (Chinese sucker) is the source of this 7572-nucleotide messenger RNA. RefSeq names its product CREB regulated transcription coactivator 1a (gene crtc1a). The record is from RefSeq and is a predicted model, not a curated record. Gene Ontology annotation, molecular function: cAMP response element binding protein binding. Gene Ontology annotation, biological process: positive regulation of transcription by RNA polymerase II; protein homotetramerization. The transcript is spliced from 14 exons. NCBI's taxonomy places the organism in Eukaryota, Metazoa, Chordata, Actinopteri, Cypriniformes, Catostomidae. Bases 19 to 1749 code for a protein of 576 amino acids. Gene Ontology annotation, cellular component: cytoplasm; nucleus.
GCCAGAGAGGAGCAAAACAUGGCGUCCUCGAAUAAUCCGCGAAAAUUCAGCGAAAAGAUCGCGUUGCACAACCAGAAGCAAGCGGAAGAGACAGCAGCGUUCGAGGAGGUGAUGAAAGACCUGAGUAUCACUCGGGCGGCCCGUUUACAGUUACAGAAGACACAGUAUUUACAGCUUGGUCAGAACCGAGGACAGUACUAUGGUGGCUCUUUGCCUAAUGUCAAUCAGAUUGGAAACACCACCACUGACCUUUCCUUUCAGACUUUUUUUCAGAAUUCAGGGUUGGACACAAUUAGAACGACUCGUCACCAUGGGCUGGUAGACAGGGUCUAUCGAGACCGAAAUCGGAUGACGUCCCCUCACCGCAGACCCAUCUCUGUGGACAAACAUGGCCGUCAGAUUGAUAGCUGUCCCUAUGCCUCUGUGUAUCUGUCACCCCCACCUGAUACAAGCUGGAGGAGGACCAACUCAGAUUCUGCCCUGCACCAGAGCACUUUGAACCAAAACCCACAAGAUGCAUUUACAGGAGGAUCUCAAGAAUCGCAGCUAAAACAAGUUCUUCUUCUUACUAUGCCAGGAACAGGGGAAUCAGAAAGUGACAUGGACAAAGAAGGUCAAAAACAGAUAUGGGAACAUAAAAAGAAUACUUCAUCAAGACCCAAGUCAAACAAAAUACCAGGAAUCAGCAUAUUUCCAUCUCCAGAUCAGGAAAUGACUGCAUCUUUAAUCCCAGCGACACACAACACAGGCGGCUCUCUGCCAGACCUCACUAACAUCCAGAUCCCCCCUCCUCUCCCCACACCUCUGGACCCUGAUGACUCUUCCUCCUCUCUCAGUGCCUCCAACAGCACUAGCAAUCUGGCCAACACUCACAUGGGCCUCACUUCUGCCAGCCAAGGUAUGACAUCAGCACAGCCUACAGUGACAGGGAGUGUUCAACGCCGGCAUGAGAAUGUGGUUCCUCUGAUUCUGAACACUGACUCCCAGCAGCAUCAGAGUCUUCAGCAGCUGUCGCCCACCCUCUCUCCUCCACUCUCUCUAGCACAGGCGGAGACAAUAGAUGCCAUGAUGCUGGAGCAGCAGUUGGCUCAGUAUGCUUUCUUCAGUCAGCCAUCCACGCAGACACAGGGGGUCAGUAGACUUCCUCAGCUCCAGCAGAACACUCAGCUGCCACCUGUCUCUGGAAGCCAGACACAGACCUCUGUGGGCAUUGAUAUUAACACGGCUGCUUCCCUCCAGCAGUACCGCUGUAGGGUGGGGUCUUCAGCCAAUCAGUCUCCGACUUCUCCUGUCUCCAAUCAAGGCUUCUCUCCAGGGGGCUCGCCUCAACACUCCUCCAUUCUCGGAAGUGUCUUUGCUGAUGCCUUUUAUGACCAGCAGCUUUCUCCUCGGCAGAGCAGUGCUUUGUCUCAGCAGCUGGAGCAGUUCAACAUGUUUGAGAAUCCCAUCAGCUCAAGCAGUCUGUACAGUGAGUGUUCCACUCUUAACUACUCUCAAGCUGCAAUGCUCAACCUGACCGGGAUCCACGGCAACCUGCAGGACGCGCAGCAGCUAGGCUACAGCAGCCAUGGGAACAUCCCCAACAUCAUUCUCACUGGUGAUGUGAGCUUUGACGCAGAUUCCCAGUUCCCCCUGGAUGAUUUGAAAAUUGACCCACUAACACUAGACGGCUUGCACAUGCUCAACGAUCCUGACAUGGUUCUUGCUGACCCUGCAACAGAAGACGCUUUCCGGAUGGACAGGCUGUAAUCUUUGGGUAUAUGAUGUUCAUUUGUCCUUAUUUGAGAUUGGUGUGGUUAAGUGGGAGAGAAGCUGUCAUCUCUACAGCAUGUCUGGGGAACACCUGACCAUGUUUCUCAAAACCCUCCCUACUGGAAAGCGGGCGGACACUGACAUUGCUGAGAAUGUUGCCACAGUAUGGUAAGCAGUGCUGCCGCAUCUAACGAAUCAACCUUUUGAGAAAGCAGCCCAUAAUUUCUUAACACUCACACCUCAGCAAUUGCAGUUCCUUUAGCUCUAUAUGAGUGAAUGCGACAACACUAUGUAAGCUCCCUAUCGUGUGUUCUUCCAUUUCAUUUACUGUAUAAGAUCCUCCUCCUACUCCUCUGCAGCACCAAUCACAUUGUUUCUGAUGCCUGUCGGCUCACCUAUCACUCGGUCAUACAUGCCUGUGUUACAUGCCAGUUUUUUUUUAUGACAAAUAUUUAUUUACGCACUUUUAUACAUGCAUAUGCCACCAAAAGCAUUGUUUGCCAUGAGCUGUGUCUAAUUUGUUUUCUUAAACAGAUGUUUCUCAUAAAACCAAUAAUGGUGAAAAAGGAGUGUUAAUCCUCCCCGUUUUAAGGGCAGUAUUAUAGUCCUCAUGCAUUACAUGCAACACAUUUUAACUUUCCACAUGAACACUUAUGUACUCGAAGACAGCUAUAGUUCUUCGGUAUGUCUGGUCUGAACAUAUGAUUGUAAUGUUUUUUUAAAUGUCUAUUUUUUUUUCAUACUUAAAUGCAGUGGUACAGCUUAAACACUGCUAAUGUGGCUAAAGAUGACAGUGCUUGCACUGUGUAAGGAUUGUGAUCAAAUUAAUCUGCAUCAAUUGGAAAUUCUAAUAUGAUUUGUACUGUAUGUGGUUGUCAACAAAAAAACACAUCCACACAUUUAAAGGGUAGUUCACCGAAAAAUGAAAUUUCUCUCAUUUACUCCCCCUCAUGCCAUCUCAGAUGUGUAUGACUUUCUUCUGCAGAACACAAAGAUUUUUAGAAGAACAUGUCCGCUCUGUAGGUGCAUACAAUGCAAGUGAAUGGUGAUCAGACCUUUUUGUAGCUCCAAAAAUCACAUAAAGGAAACAUAAAAGUAAGCCAUAAGACUCCAGUGGUUAAAUCCAUAUCUUCAGAAGCGAUAUAAUAGGUGUGGGUGAGAAACAGAUCAAAAUUGAUGUCUCUUUUUUCUUUUUCUAAAUCUCCACUUCAACUUUCACUUUCACAUCUGAAAUAUGCAGUGUAUAUGGUACAAUCAAAAUGAUGCUGCAAACUUUUAGGUGAGAUUUCUUUGCUUUACUUGGAAAGAAAUAUGAAGCCACAGUACAAGAUCAUAAUGGUCAUUUGCAUAUAUGUAUCAAAACUAGUCACUGUGAUAACCAGAAUCUGCCUUACACUGAGAAGAUGAGUUUUUGUCAAUUGAAGGUUUGUUUUCUGUUUACAGAAGAAUUUGGUACUGUAAAAUUUGCUGUUACUCAUCACAAAAGUUGUCUUUGCACUCAUACUUGUCUUCUGGUUUCUUCAUGAUAUCAUAUGCCCAAAAGGGGAGGUUUACUACUCUUUUUAAUUCUGUCACAUUCAUCUUUUCUCAUAUUUCCUCUGAAUAUUGUAUACUUGUACCACUUUUGUAAGUGUGAGAAUAUUGUUUACAAAACCUUUUGAAAAGAACAUUAAUACAAUCUUGAUGUAUAAAUUAACUAACAAAAUGCUAAAUAUAAAAAGAUAUUAAGAAAUUGUUAUCCAUGUAAAAUUUCACUCCAUAAAAGGGGAUAAUCAGAUUUGGAAUAAUAUCUAUGCAAAGCAUAAUUUAACAUACAAGAACACAGACAUACUAAAGAAAUUGUUUAAAGAACAGUACGGCUUUUAAAGCAUCUGUGGGUCUUGAGUCCGUGCAGCUGCAUUUUAAUUAUAUUGUAUGGACUGCUUUGUCUAUUUUCAGCAAAGAGGACAAAAGAGAAGCAGUCUGUGCAUGAAAAAGUUUUUAAUUCCCCAUUUUGGAAAGGGAUUCUUCUCGCAAGGGAUCUGAUUGUAUCCUGUACAUUUUCUGUCACAGAAGCAUGACCAACAUGUGCUUUGACUAUUGUCAUGAAGUUCAUGUUAAAUAUUUUCAAAAUGUAAUAGAAUUGACGGGAAGGAUGUGUCAGGUAAUCAGUUACUGUUAUAUUCCUUGACUUGACUGCCUCAUUGAAAGAACAUUGAAAUACAUUCUGAAACCAGAAUGUAUUUGAUCACUUUAUGUAGGACCAAACAUAUUAAUGAAACUAGCAUUAUUUUUGUUACUGUGACAUUUGUAUACUUUCCAUGUGUUUAGUAGUUGCCCUCUGCAUUGUUGUGAUCAUUCCAUUUCACUUGCAAGAGGCUGCAUUGUACAAACGCUUAUGUCUCUUUUUUUUUUUUUUUGUGUGUGUGUGCAUGUCUUACCAUCACGAGUAUUGGUGAUUAUGAGCUGUGCACUUUUAAUUCUGACAUUUUUUCAUCUUUAAUUUUGUGCUUUGCAUUUACGUGAACUUACUACAUAAUAUCACUUUCUACAUUUACUUGGCACUUUAACCGAUAUUCACUACAUUUUUCAUACCCCUCUGAGUGACUGUUAAGUGCACUGGGUCUAUUUUCCCCCUAUGUUUGGCCAACUUUGCCUUCUCUAAGACAAGUAUUUUUGAAAAGGAAAAAGUAUUUGUUGUCAAUUUAUGAUUUUAUACUUGGUCAACGCAAAAUAGAUAACUUUUUAUGUAGUAUUAGAAAAGUAUUAAAGUUCCCCAAUAUUAACAAUGUGUCAAUGAAGGCAGGUUACUGUUCUGCAUCUCAAUUUACCAUAGACCAGUUUCACCUUUUAUUAAGUUUUCAUCUGUGCAUUGAGGUAUAUCCUUACCAUGAAUUGAACAAGUCCAGAGAAUUUCUGGCCAAAAAAUGAAAGCAUGCAGAAAAGAAAAGGCUCUUAAUCAUUGUAAACCACAACUUGAGUAUAUAAUGUGUACACAAAAUAUUUUAGCCUUUUUUUAAUAUUUACGCAUUUCAAUUUCAUAACAAAAUUCCUUUAAAUUACACAAUUCAAUCUUUAAUUAAAUUAAACUAAAACGUAUUCAAGUUUUAAGUUUGUAAAAAAUUGUGCAGUUCAAUUUGAUGGAAUUUUGUUAUGAAAUUGAAAUGCGUAAAUCUUAAAAAUAGGCUAUUUCUUUUUUUUUUUUUUUUUUUAUGCAGCCUUCAUGUACAUAAAUGCUACACUUAUACAUUUCUCUGUUUUAAAAAACAAACAUUAAAGCUUAAAUAUCAGGAGUAUGUAAAAAAAAUAAAGUAUUGAACAAUAUGGAACCGUAUGUUUUUACAUUAUAAAAUGCUUGAAGUGGAUGCUAAACUGUUCAGGGGUUUCACACUCCUCUAACUCAUGGUUUAAAUACACAUCAAAUAUGUGUUCAUUAUAAAGUGAGCUCACAUUUCUAGCCAAGCUGUAAAAGAAAAAUCCCUGCUGCAAAUAUACAUUCAGUUUUGCUUUUCAGCCUCUAUACACUGAACCUUAUCAAAGCUUUAUGAAACAAUAUCCUCUUAAGUCUUUGUUUUGUACUAUGCACAGUAGACCUAUUUGUUUCUGGCUGAUGUUCUUUGAUUUUUGUUUAUCUUGUGUAUGUGCAUUUAAAAUUGUAUGUUUACGUACUGUAAAUGUCUUCACAAGCUCAAGGUCUGUUUGCUGCAGUGUAUUGUUGUAGAUGUAUGGUUUCUUUGCUAUGGUUUCUUUAUCCACUCAUUUCCUAGAUUUCCAAAUAUCUGAAAGUUUACUGUAGAUUUGUUAAAGUAAAAAAAAAAUUAAUUCACAAGUGUCCUCAAUGAAGAAAAAAUAAGAUAUUUUACAGUAUUUACAAUUGAAAACUGCAACAAAUGAAAGUAUUAAAAAUAUUUCUCUAACUUCCCUGUCAAGUUUAAAACCGACUCUUGGUUCUGCAAGUAAGGAGUAAACCAAGUUAAAAUGAUCAUUUAUAUUUGAAAUAUUAAGAUCUGAAUGAUAGUUUGAUGGUUAUCCUGUGUAAUAUAAUAUCUGGGUAUUAAUGGAAAUAUAUCGUAUUGUAAAAACUACCUUUUUUUUUUUUUUUUUUUUUUACAAUUAUUGGGCUGUAUUAUAUUCCCCUAAUUUGCACUGAUAAACACACCUUAAAUAUAUUGUCCUAUAAAAGCAAAACACAAUAACUGUGCCAACACUAAAACUAAGAAAUUCCUUUUCCUUUUAUUUUCUCUUUUGUUGUUUUUGUUGUCCAGCCAAAUGUUUUGAACAUACACACAGUAAUGCACAGAUUAGACAUGAAUCUGAGCAUAAAGUUUUGUCAGAUUUGUCUGUCACAGGGCAGAUCACAGUCUUAAGACUAAAACUCAGUUUUAACAAAAGGUACUGUGUUUUGCCUUUGCAUGGCAGUAUACAAUAGUAUUUUUGUGUGUUUGUUUGUUUGUUUGUUUUCCCAAACAAUAACAAGUCUGGUCAUUUUUAAUUGUGAUGCUUGUUUCAUUGAGUGUGCCAAUAGAUUUUUAUUUAUUCAUAUCUUACCUUUUCAAAAUCAUUUGUGUGUGCAUGUGGUGGUUGUUCUUUCUCUCUUUUUAAAAGAUAAGUCCUAAUCAUUUUUGUUUGUUUGUUAGUUUGUUUAUUUAAUUAAUUCCAGGAAAGUAGUUUGCAUAUCAAUCAUUUGCCAAAAUGCCCAGUUCAAAGUGCAAGACAAAUAAAUUGUGACAAAUGUGCUUGUUUACUUUUCUCUGUGAUGGACAAGCCAUUGGAAAAAGCCAAAGUUUGUUAAUUUUACCUUUUUAAAUAUAAUGCUUUUGAAUACUUUUAGCUACAGUUAUUUUCUUUAAAGAUAGUGUGUAGAUGCUUUUUAAUUGUCAUUUUACAACAGUGGCUGGCUCUCCCUAGUCUUUGUUGACCUACAGUAAAAAUUCACUUAAAGAUAUUUUAGGAGUACCUUUAAAAAAUUAAGUUAUCUUGAUGUAAAAUAUCUCCCUGACCAGCCAUUUACUGCAGUAAAUCCCCUCAGCCUUUAAUACUGAAAAAUUGCUUUAUGUUUGGUGGACAUUUGCUGCAUGGUACUGAAUAUUAAAACACCCAUAAAUUUUGAUGUGAUGUCCUGCUUUUGUGCCGUUAUCAAGCUCUGAGAUCUCUCUGCUUAUUACAUUACUGAAAGUCAUGCAACUGGAUAGAGAUAUAUUAUUUAUUUAUUUUUUAUUUUUUUCAAAAGUGGUUUUGAAUCCUUUUUGUUUGUUUUCAUUAAGUAAAACAAACAAACAAAAACAAAAAAACACUAUGCUAUAGUGCAAGGGAGGUGACAAUGCAACCCAGUGCAGGAUUGAAAUGUACACACAACAAAACUCUAAAAUCCUCUUACAGUAUGUGCUAAAGAAUGUGAACAGUCUCUAUGGUUCACAUCUCUACAAAGGCAGCUAAUUUCUAUUUUUUCAAUGUAAUAUAAUUCAGAUGUUGCACAUACAUUUGACUGCAAACAUUUUAUUUUAUUUUAUUGGCAACAGGACAUGAUUAUACUCACCAAAUAUGCAAACCUAGCUUUCAGGAACAUAGCUUUGCAGCUUUGUGGUGUUUGUUUAUCCGACCCUUUAAAAAUGUAUGGAAAAUAUGUUCCUCAUACAAAAUGUUUUCUAUGAAAUAUAUAUAAAAACAAAAGAGAUUAUAAAACAAUAUGGGCUGUGUAAGUGUGCUACUUAUUUAAAACAAAAUGUUUCAAGCUUAAAUUCCAUUGUCCUUACUGUAUUUUUCUGUGUGGAAGCUUAAGUCUUUGUACCUUUGCAUAAAUAUUUGUUUAUUGAAUUGAAUAAAAAUGUAAAAAAAAGCUUA